AUGUGUGGUAUUUUCGGAUACGUCAACUACCUGGUCGAGAAGGACCGCAAGUUCAUCCUCGACACCCUGCUCAAUGGUCUUUCCCGUCUUGAGUACAGAGGAUACGACUCCGCCGGUCUGGCCAUCGAUGGCGACAAGAAGAACGAGGUCCUGGCCUUCAAGGAGGUUGGCAAGGUGGCCAAGCUGAGGAAGCUCAUAGACGAGGCCCCAUUGGACCUGACCAAGGUCUUCGACUCACAUGCCGGCAUUGCCCACACCCGAUGGGCCACUCACGGUCCCCCUUCCACCGUCAACUGCCACCCUCACCGAUCUGACCCCAACUGGGAGUUCACUGUUGUCCACAACGGUAUCAUCACCAACUACAAGGAACUCAAGACUCUCCUGAGCAGCAAGGGCUUCAAGUUUGAGACUGAGACCGACACCGAGUGCAUUGCCAAGCUGGCCAAGUACAUCUACGACCAGCACCCCCAGAUUGGUUUCACCGACCUCGUCAAGGCCGUCAUCCAGGAGCUUGAGGGUGCCUAUGGUCUGUUGAUCAAGUCUGUCCACUACCCCCAUGAGGUUAUUGCUGCCCGAAAGGGUUCUCCUCUCGUCAUCGGCGUCAAGACUCAGCGCCGCAUGAAGGUCGACUUUGUCGACGUGGAGUAUGGCGAGGACAACCUUCCCCUCUCCGCAGAGGCUGCCUCUCAGACCGUUGCCCUCAAGAAGGAUGGCGAACUCCUCGCCCCCUCCAGCGCCCUGGGUGCUCCCGACAAGUCUCUCCUCCACCGCUCUCAGUCGCGUGCUUUCAUGACUGACGACGGCAUGCCCAUGCCCACUGAGUUCUUCCUUUCUUCCGACCCCGCUGCGAUUGUUGAGCACACCAAGAAGGUCCUGUACCUCGAGGAUGACGAUAUUGCUCACAUCCACGAGGGUUCCCUCAACAUCCACCGCCUGAAGAAGGCCGAUGGCAGCUCCAACGUCCGCGCCAUCCACACUCUGGAGCUUGAGCUUCAGGAGAUCAUGAAGGGCAAGUUCGACCACUUCAUGCAGAAGGAGAUUUUCGAGCAGCCCGAGUCCGUUGUCAACACCAUGCGUGGUCGUCUUGACAUUGCCAAUAAGACCGUCACUCUGGGUGGUCUCCGUUCAUACAUUGCCACCAUCCGCCGAUGCCGCAGAAUCAUCUUCAUUGCCUGCGGUACCAGUUACCACUCUUGCAUGGCCGUCCGUGGUAUCUUUGAGGAGCUUGCCGAGAUUCCCAUCUCUGUCGAGCUGGCCUCUGACUUCCUUGACCGCAAGGCCCCGGUCUUCCGAGACGACACCUGCGUCUUUGUCUCCCAGUCUGGCGAGACUGCCGACUCUCUGAUGGCCCUCCGCUACUGCUUGGAGCGUGGUGCCCUCACUGUCGGCAUCGUCAACGUGGUUGGCUCUUCCAUCUCUCUCCUCACCCACUGCGGUGUCCACGUCAACGCCGGCCCCGAGAUCGGUGUCGCCUCCACCAAGGCCUACACCUCCCAGUUCAUUGCCAUGGUCAUGUUCGCGCUCUCCCUUAGUGAGGACCGACUGUCGAAGAAGGCCCGCCGAGAGGAGAUCAUGGAAGGCCUGGCCAACGUCUCCGCCCAGAUCAAGCAGAUCCUUGAGCUCGACCAACCCAUCAAGGACCUCUGCCAGAAGGUCUUCAAGGAUCAGAAGUCCCUGUUGCUGCUUGGCCGCGGCAGCCAGUUCUCCACCGCCCUCGAGGGUGCCUUGAAGAUUAAGGAGAUUUCCUACCUCCACUGCGAGGCCGUCAUGUCUGGUGAGCUGAAGCACGGUGUCUUGGCCCUGGUCGACGAGAACCUCCCCAUCAUCAUGAUCCUCACUCGUGACGACAUCUUCACAAAGUCUCUCAACGCCUACCAGCAGGUCAUUGCUCGUGGUGGCAAGCCCAUUGUCAUCUGCAACCCUGGCGAUGAGGAGUUCAAGGCCUCCGAUGCUCUCAAGAUUGAGAUCCCCAAGACGGUCGACUGCCUGCAGGGCAUCCUGAACGUUAUCCCUCUGCAGCUGAUUGCCUACUGGCUGGCCGUUCUCGAGGGCCUUAACGUGGACUUCCCUCGAAACUUGGCCAAGUCUGUGACUGUCGAGUAA
This is a messenger RNA of Trichoderma citrinoviride, 2103 nucleotides long. RefSeq names its product isomerising glucosamine-fructose-6-phosphate aminotransferase. Bases 1 to 2103 code for a protein of 700 amino acids. Gene Ontology annotation, biological process: protein N-linked glycosylation; fructose 6-phosphate metabolic process; UDP-N-acetylglucosamine metabolic process. Gene Ontology annotation, molecular function: carbohydrate derivative binding; L-glutamine:D-fructose-6-phosphate transaminase (isomerizing) activity. The record is from RefSeq and is a predicted model, not a curated record. The transcript has 5 exons. Lineage: Eukaryota; Fungi; Ascomycota; Sordariomycetes; Hypocreales; Hypocreaceae.